AUGGAGUUGGCAGUGAUGAGUUUGUUGAUGAUGGCUUUGACUGGGGGCAUCGCUGGGGAGCUGGCACCCCCUGAGAGACCGUACAAGAUCCUCAUGCUCUUCCCUGUCUCCACCAAGAGCUACUCCAAUACUUUCCUGACACUAGCAGAAGCUCUGGCUGACCGUGGACAUAAGGUAGUUAUGUUGACAAACCACCCGAAGUCAUCGAACCAUCCCAACAUAAGCGAGAUAACACACGGGCUCACAUACUUUAGGGAAGAAAACAUCAAUGUAUUUCAGUCGCUAAAGAAUCCAUCGAAAUUAUUUGAGCUGGUGCCAACGGUGGCCCGGGACCUCUACCACGUCCCAGCCGUGAAAGACCUCUACAACAGCAGGAAACAGUUCGACUUAAUGAUAGUCAGCAUCUUCGUCAACGAGCUAUCCUAUCCAUUCCUGCUGGGGAUGCCUUUCGUGUCCGUGUUGACGCAAACCCUGAAUCCCCGCCAAAGCGCCGCCCAAGGCAACGUGCUCCACCCGGCCUACGUUCCCUCCUGGGGCGCACUGAGGGCCCCUGCGUCAGCCUGGGAGCGCGGCCUCAACGCCCUCUCCCACAUUUACAAGGCCCUCGACUACCGGUUCAGGUACCUGCCUUUGGUGCAGAAAGAAAUCAGUGCCCACUUCCCGGACUUGCCGCCCCUGCAGGAGCUGGAGAGGAACUCAAGCCUCACCUUUAUCAACACCCACUUUACCCUGGGGGCGCCGCUGCCUCUCCUUCCCUCACAGGUGGAGGUGGCCGCUAUGCACUGUCGCCCCGGCAAGCUUCUUCCUCAGGAGCUGGAGUCGUGGAUCACAGGUGCGGGAUCCGCCGGAGUUAUCUACUUCGCUCUGGGCUCCUUCAUACGAGGGAAGAACAUGCCAAGCCAGUACCGCGACCUCUUCCUCCAGGCUUUCCGCAGACUACCCCAGCGAGUCAUCUGGAAGUAUGAGGAAGAACUGGAGAACGUCCCCGAUAACGUAAUGAUCAGCAAUUGGCUUCCCCAGCAGGAUAUUCUUGCCCACCACAGGGUGAAGGUGUUCAUCACCCACGGCGGCAUGUUCAGCAUGCUGGAGGCCAUCUACCACGCCACGCCACUCCUCGUCCUCCCCAUCAGCAACGACCAGCCCAGGAAUGCAAUGUUCGUCACGGACGCCGGAGUGGGACUCACUCUCGCCUGGGACGCCCUCACUGUUGACAUCCUCCUCCACACUCUCGCCCGCCUCAUCAACCACUCAAAGUAUAAAGACAACGUUUUGAAGAUGUCUGCUGGACUGCGGGACCAACCCACCUCACCCAGGGACCUGGCGGUGUUCUGGACGGAGUAUGUCAUCCGCCACAGAGGGGCGCCCCAUCUGAGGUCACCGGCGGCACAGCUUUCCUGGGUGGAGUUCCUCAUGCUGGACGUCAUUCUGCUUCUCCUCCUGGCCCUCUUCAUAUUCUACUUCAUCCUACGUCGUUUCCUAAGCCUCCUCUCUCGUGACAUCUCCGGUUCCGCUGGCUCCGCAAAGAAAGAUUAG
Messenger RNA from Procambarus clarkii (red swamp crayfish), 1533 nucleotides. Its product is annotated as UDP-glucosyltransferase 2. Lineage: Eukaryota; Metazoa; Arthropoda; Malacostraca; Decapoda; Cambaridae. Gene Ontology annotation, molecular function: UDP-glycosyltransferase activity. The record is from RefSeq and is a predicted model, not a curated record.